GAUAUUUCGACAUACAGAUACUUGGCUUUGCAGUUGACUCACCGGAAAACAUUAACAUAACAUCAUUUUAUCCCUCUGUAUCUAUAUUUAUAUAUCACACAAUGUUAUUACAUCAAAGCUUGACCUCCCCGGGAUCUCCGACGUUUCCUCGAUUCUCACGCCGCCGUAAUUCUCUUAUUUCUCGCCGGAAAAUUCGCAAGCCUCUGAAGUCAUCAUCAUCCUUAUAUCCCUGUGUUUGUCUCCACAUUAACACCGAAAAAGUCGCUGAGAUUGCACAAAACAAGGUUUUAGUUGGAGCAUUUGUGUCUGCGGUGAUUGGACAAGUUUCGAAGCCUUUUACUUCUGUUUUGCUGUACGGUAAUAAAUUUGAGUUUGAUUUUAGUUGGAUUACUCGUUCCGGUGGCUUUCCCUCGGCUCAUUCUUCUGCUGUUGUGGCCACUGCAACUUCCCUUGGCCUAGAAAGGGGGUUUUCCGAUUCAAUUUUUGGUUUGGCAGUUGUUUAUGCUGGGAUUGUCAUGUAUGAUGCUCAGGGAGUUCGAAGGGAAGUGGGAAAUCAAGCAAAGGUAAUUAACAACAUUUUGUCGAAGGCACAGGGCAACCCAUGUCCCUCAAAUGAUGCUCAUAAUUCAACUGAAACUUCAUCUUCUUCCUCACGUUUGGAGAGACCUGACUCACUAUAUCUACAAGAACCGAGUUCCAAAAAACCAUUAAAUAGCACUUCAUUACUAAAUAGAAUUGAUGACAGAACUGAUCAGACUAUGUCAACAAUAGUAGAGGUUAAAGAGGGAUCUGGAGAUUUUGUCUACGGUCGUGCUCCACUUAAGGAGUCUGUAGGUCACACAGAGAUAGAAGUCCUGGCAGGUGUAUUUACAGGUUCAGUAGUGCAACACUUAUUAUUAUACUGGACAAAGCUUCUCGCAAGUGUUGAUAGUUAUGGUCCAUUAAAACUUUAGAAGAGUCAGCUGAACAGAGUGGAAUUUCAAACAGGUGCUAUCUUGGGAUUCCCUUUUAGCUAAUCAGGGUCUCAUAGUGAGCCUGGUAAUUUAUAAUUUCAUAUUUUGUUGAGUUCUUUACAUGUUUUGUAGUUUGUAUACAGUGUUAAACCAGGGGGAUCUUCAUGUAAACUUUCUUGUAAAAGUAGUGCACACACUUGGUUAGUUGAUUGUUGUAUCAGAUAGAGUUGAGAUGAUCGGUUUUACUUGAUUGAA
Daucus carota subsp. sativus is the source of this 1208-nucleotide messenger RNA. RefSeq lists its product as uncharacterized. Lineage: Eukaryota; Viridiplantae; Streptophyta; Magnoliopsida; Apiales; Apiaceae. The coding region runs from base 102 to 953 and encodes 283 amino acids. The record is from RefSeq and is a predicted model, not a curated record. The transcript has 6 exons.